CGCGCCAGCCCGCGCGCUGCCGUUGCUACGGACGCCCGGGCUGAAGCCGACGCUGGGCGGCGGGAGGCGCAUCGAGAGAGCCCAGGGGAAUGGGCGGCUCCCUGCGGACUCUCUGUCUCUCGCCGCAGCCCUCUUCGCGCCCCCGGGAUGCCCUGUGGCGAGCGACCUCCUGCGGGCAGCCCCGGGGCGGGCGGCGCCGGGCUGCCCGCUCUCGCGGCCUGAGAGUUGAUAAGCGGAUUGAAUCGGAGGAGUCGGGAGAUGAAGAAGGGAAGAAGCAAGCAGCUUGCUUAGUAACAGACCUCAGUCAGCAGAGCCUGAGAGAUGAGCAGAAUGGCGAGAACUCCACAGGAGAAGCAGAGACACCAGUGGACAUGGAGACAAUUAGCCUGGACCCGGAAGCUGAGGAUGUUGACUUGAAUCAUUUCCGAAUUGGGAAGAUAGAAGGAUUUGAGGUGCUCAAGAAAGUGAAGACUCUGUGUCUACGUCAGAAUUUGGUUAAGCGCAUUGAGAACCUGGAGCAAUUGCAGACCUUGCGGGAGCUGGAUCUCUAUGAUAAUCAGAUUCGGAAGAUCGAGAACUUGGAGGCUCUAGCAGAACUUGAGAUUCUGGACAUCUCAUUUAAUGUUCUGCGACAAAUUGAAGGACUAGAUCGGCUUACUCAGCUUAAAAAACUCUUCCUUGUCAACAACAAAAUCAGCAAAAUUGAGAAUUUAAGUAACUUACAGCAGUUACAGAUGUUGGAGUUGGGAUCCAAUCGAAUCCGGGCAAUUGAAAACAUUGACACCUUGACUAAUCUUGACAGUCUGUUCCUUGGAAAGAAUAAAAUCACCAAGCUCCAGAACUUGGAUGCACUAGCAAACUUGUCUGUGCUCAGUAUACAGAGCAACCGUCUGACCAAGAUUGAGGGUCUGCAGAGCUUGGUGAAUUUGCGUGAGUUGUACCUCAGCCACAAUGGCAUCGAAGUCAUCGAGGGACUGGAGAACAAUAACAAACUUACAAUGCUGGACAUUGCAUCCAAUAGAAUCAAAAAGAUUGAAAAUAUCAGCCACCUAACAGAACUGCAGGAAUUCUGGGUGAAACCACAUAACAAGUUCUUUAACAACUCAAGGAAACAGAAUUCCAAAUCCUAGAUACUGCAGAAAUCUUCUAAAUUUUUCCCAGUGUCAUCUCAGUGGAGGAAUUCAGACAUCGGUCAAGUGAUUUGCCUGAAGCAACAUUGGAAUGAGCCAUAGCAGAGUGAAGAGCUAGUGGAUUUUCUUCAGAGUAUUAGUCCAGGGUCCUAACUGAAAAAAUGACUUCUGCUGGAACACUGGCAGUCUCAGUGAUGGAGCAGUUUUCUUUCACUAGAUAGACUAGAACUAGAUAGAAAGAGGCAGCUUGAGAAAAUAGAGCUACUUAUCUGCUGCACAACGAACAGGGUGCACAAAGCUUUCCAUUUAUCAUGGGUGCCUGAUGUGAGGAAGAACAGUUGUUGAGGGAGGCCAGAGCCAAUGUAUUGAUUUUUAAGUUGGUAUUGUUGUAGUAACUGCCCCUGCAUCCAAGAGCAGAGGAUGGCUGAAGUCUCUAGGCUGGACAGCACAUGGCUACCUUUCACAUUUUGCUUCCUUGCUGGGCAGUCGAACUAUUCAGCCCUUUUCAUGGCAAUUUCUUUGUAGAGCAAGCAAGGUGGCAACUCCCAUGCUGAUGUGAGCAGAACCCGAAUCAGGAAGCUUGGUGCCUUCUCUGGACUGCAGAAACAGUUUUUGUGGGGAAAUGAUGUAAAGCAGAGGGAGAACAAUCACUUUCAGAUCAGUUUUGGACCUUUUCUGACAUUCCCAAGGACAAGUCAUGGAAGUAAAGAUAGAUGUCACAAUGGAAGAAAAUCUUGGCACAAGAGUUUCCAACCCUUAAACGAACAAUUUAUAGCUUGGGACACUCUAUAUAGAGACUGUCCCAGCAUCUUGCUGGGUCUUUCCAAGUGUACCUGUCAGACCAGGUACGUUGUCUGUAGAGUGGAAUGUUUGACCUGCAGCCCAAGACUGUGCAGAAGCUGGUAAAAGUUAGCAAGGCUUGGAGUGUGCAACAGAAAAGAUUAUCUCAGGUUCCAGAGGGAAAAGGAUCAUGUAAUCAGGGACUUCCUACCUGCAUUUGAAGAUUGUACGGGUUACUGCCACUGGGUAAUACCCUCAUGAAAAGCGUUAGUCUGGCUAGGUUCUUGCUGACCAGACUUUGCUGGAAGUAUUUGUUUGUGUGAGUGUAUGUGUAUGUGCUCUGCAGAUGAAUGAUAAUCUCAUCGAGAGCU
This is a messenger RNA of Dromaius novaehollandiae (emu), 2281 nucleotides long. RefSeq names its product protein phosphatase 1 regulatory subunit 7 (gene PPP1R7). Bases 90 to 1130 code for a protein of 346 amino acids. NCBI's taxonomy places the organism in Eukaryota, Metazoa, Chordata, Aves, Casuariiformes, Dromaiidae. The transcript has 10 exons. Gene Ontology annotation, molecular function: protein binding. The record is from RefSeq and is a predicted model, not a curated record.